AUGAAACUUUCAGCUGACCUAGAAGGUGCAGAGGAAAAGGAGAAGCUGCUUCUCAGGAACCUGACACAAAAAUCAUGGCGGAGGGUGGGGCGGGGAAGCCAAGAAUGCAGCAAGCCCUUCCUGCAAAAACCGAUGGAUGAAAUGAUCUACAGUGCAUGGUGGCUGGAUCCCCGUGCCUACAACAGCCGCAUCUGGCGAGCCUCACGCACAGGGCCCGGGCAUCCCCGGGGCGGCUGUGUGCCAGGGGCCACGCCGCGGCACGGGGCACCCGCAGUGCUGCCCGCCAGCCUGCCCAGCGCCAGGCUUGCAGGAGCCCGGCUUUCACUUCCUCUCGCCUCCACCCGCCUCCUUGGCUCGCCGGCUGGCGUCGCCACUGCCUCCUCGUCCCCUUGGCCACCACUGUCGCCGCUGCUGCAAUCCAGGGCUCACACUCUCCCACUUUCACGCUGGAGGCGCAGAGGAUGCCCCUGGCACCAGACCCGGAGAAAUAAGCCCCUGGCCAGGCUGGAGGAGCCUCAGUGGGUGAGAACGGAAAACCCAGCUCCGCUUUUCUGGGUAGCGCUGCAGCAGCUGGUCGCGAGGAAGGCGCCCACUGAGCGGGCGCGCACUGGGGGACGCUGGAGUCAGGCUGAGACCCCAGGCGCUGGGCUGAGGUCCACCGGUGGAGUUUGCAAGUGGCUGAGACUCCUCAGGUGGCAGCCCUAUACCUUGACACUUGACCGGAUGGAGGCCUGCCAACGUGUGCUCCCAACAGAUGGACACCCGAACAUGGUCCCCAGCCAGGAAAGAGGCCACGAUCAAGGGCCUCAAUGAAGUAAUCCAGGUCCAACAGCCCCAAGGAGCUGAAGAAGGGUGAGACACAAGCUGCAGUUGCUUUGGACCCUCUGAGUCCUCCUCUAGUCCCUAAUUGUUG
Ochotona princeps (American pika) is the source of this 913-nucleotide messenger RNA. RefSeq lists its product as uncharacterized. The record is from RefSeq and is a predicted model, not a curated record. Lineage: Eukaryota; Metazoa; Chordata; Mammalia; Lagomorpha; Ochotonidae. The transcript is spliced from 3 exons. Bases 1 to 813 code for a protein of 270 amino acids.